AUGUCGCGUCUUCACUCUAUGGAGGUUUCGGGCAUUCGCUCCUUCGCCGUGGAGCCUUCGGAGAAAAUCAAGUUUGAGACCCCCCUUACUCUCAUAGUAGGCCAGAAUGGUUCUGGAAAAACCACCAUCAUCGAAUGCCUUAAGUUUGCCUUCACCGGAAUGCAGCCUCCCAACACCAAAGUCGGCGGUGCUUUCGUGCACGAUCCCAAACUGGGCAACGACAAGCUGGUCAAGGCUUUGGUGCGAGUAUCUUUCAAGUCUGCAGAUGGGGCUUCACUGGUCAUCGCACGACGUCUAGAAUUGACUGUCAAAAAGGCCACUCGUUCUCUGAAAUCCUUGGAAAACUCGUUGAGUCUGUCUAAAGGAGGCGAAAAGACUGUAAUCUCAUCCCGGGUGGCCGAGCUGGACUCGAUCAUGCCCAAGUACCUUGGUGUCUCAGCCGCCAUUAUUGACAAUGUAAUAUUUUGCCACCAAGACGAAAGCUUUUGGCCUUUGAGCGACCCCUCGACUCUGAAGAAGAAAUUUGACGAGAUUUUUGAGGCACAGAAGUACACAAGGGCGAUUGACAACAUCAAGCAGAUUCGCAAGAAACACAAUGAGGCACUGGUCCAUUACAAGGCUUCCGAACAAAUUGCAAAGAAAAACAAGGACGAUGCCAUCAAGGUUCAGAGGAAUAUGUCCCGCCUCCAAGAAGAAGUGGAGUCGAUGCGGGCAAAGGUAGAAGAAUUGGAACUCAAGAUAAGAAAUGCCCGAAACCUUGCCGAUGAAGCUUGGAGAAAAGGUGAAGACUAUGCCAAGAUCCUAGGAUCCUUGGAGGGGAAGCGGAUCGAGGCCCAGGGCCGACAAAGCACUAUCAACGGUCUCGAGCUCCAUCUUGAAGAAGUGAACGAGUCGGAUGAAUGGCUACAGACGAACCUAGACCAAUUCGAAGUAAGACAACACGAGUUGAGGGACAAGAUGCGCCAACGACAAGAAGAGUAUAUUGAGCUUCAAGACCAGAUCAAACAGCUUGGAAAGGACCGAGAGCAGAAGGUCAUGUUGAAGGGCAAGCACGAGCAGGAACAGGAUGAGCACAACCGCCAGCUUGUGCGACGGAAAGAAAUGGUGAGAGAGGUGGCUGCGAAACAUCAAAUCAGGGGCUAUGAUGAUCUCAGCGACGAAAGCCAUGUCGAAGAGUUCCUGCUCAGAAUCAAGAAGAUAUUAAAGGACCAGAAAGCCGCGCUUGAUCGCAUCAAGCUCGAGCAUACUGCAGCACGCCGGGAAGCCCAAACCCUUGUCAACAAAUUGGCUGCUCGAAGGGCUGCCUUGCAAGACAACAAGCUCAGCACAAGAAAGCAGAUGGACUUGAAUGAUGGAGAGGCCGGGGAGUUUCAGAGAAAAGCCGACAAAAUCGAAGCUGAUGAGGGUAGCAGGGCCGUCGUUGAGUCACGCAUUGAUAGCCUAAAUGCAAAGAUGCGUCAGGCAAGACAAGCUGCAGAGGCAGGUGAUUGGGAUCGAAAGUUGCAAGAUGCAAGCGUUGAGCUUCGCUCUCAUGAGGAUAUGAGCUCACGGCUGAAUGACGAAAUUGUCCUCGCGACCAAGAAAGCCGAAGAGUUGGCAAGGCUGUCGCAUUUGAAGCAAGAACUCAAACAACGCCAGCGAAGUCUAGAGACCUUGUUGAAUGCUCACAGCGACCGCAUCAGCAAAUUCAUUGGUCAGGACUGGACCCCUGCCAACGUGGAAAAAGUCCAUCAAGACGUUUUGGCAAAUGCCGUCCAUGAGGCCGCGUCAGUAGAAAGAGAAAGAGAUUCAAUUAGCAGGGAGCUGGACCAAGUCCAAUUCAAACAGAAGUCGAUUCGAGACGAUCUUGCACGGAAAAAGGCUGAAGCAGAGAAAUGCGACAAGAAGAUUCGUGCUGUGGUUGAAGAGGGGCCCGGAGGAUAUGAAGAGGCACUCCAUCAGGCAGAGGCUGAUGCAGACUAUGCACGGGAAGACAGUGGUCAGUAUGCCGGUCUUCACGAUUACUACCUGAAAGUCUUGGAAGCCCUAAAAGGAGACAAGCCUGCCUGCCGAACCUGUGUCCGAGCAUUCAAAGGCCCCAAUGAUCCAGCGUUGGAUAGGAUGAAGACACGCAUUGAAGGUCUGGUGAAGCAAACUCUGGCGGACGCGGAACGCACGAGUUCUAAAGAGGUUGAAGCGGAGUACAAGCGCCUACUUGACCUGGGCAUUGUGUACGACACUUGGAAGAAACUCGUCAACGUUGAAAUUCCUGCAGCUGAGAGAGACUUGGGCACUUUGAGCCAUGAGCGGGAGUCUCUGACGGCCAAGAUUGAGAAACACGACAAAGCUGUUGAGCAACGACAGCAAGUGAAACGUGAUGUUGAGUCAAUAGGUCGAACGGUGGCAUCUAUUGCGAAAUAUGAGGGCGAAAUCAAAUCGUUGAAUGGCCAGGUUGAAGACCUUGCCGCCAAACAGUCCCAACGUGGCGGUGGACGGACGAUGGAAGAUAUCCGAGAGGAACUCAACUCCGCUGCUGAAAAGAUUAGGGCAACACAAAUUGUCAUCACUCGACUCAGGACGGAACAGGAGCAAUCCCGGGUUGGCCUGUCUGCAAUGGAACUUGAGCUGCGCGAUCUUAAGGCCGAGCUGAGCAACGUCGACUUUCAGUUGGACAAAAAAGCAUCACUGAUGGCUCGAGUGGAGGAGUUUCGUGUUCUCAACCAGAAGCAGAGAGAGACGCUUGAGAAACUCGACUAUGAUAUUGAGAAGUUGGACCCGGAAAUCGCAACGGCCAAAGCGAAAUAUGAGGACGUUGAUCAACGCGCAGCCGCAAUGGAACAAGAUAUGUCUCACGAGCAGUCCGAGCUCAGUGAGAGCGUCAGUGGUCUAGACAUCCUGAACGACCAGGUGCGCGCUUAUAUCGACCGGGACGGACCAAACCAGCUUGCGCACAUCAACAGAGACCUAAUUCAAUUGGAGCGGGAGUUGGAGCGGUUGCAAGGGGAACAGUCAAGAUUGACUAGAGACAUGAAUAAGAUCAACGAUCAGAUUCGGGACAGUGAGUCUACGCGGAGACGGUACUCGGACAAUCUACGAUAUCGACAGGAAACUCGUGCACUAGCCCGGUUAAGAACGGAGAUUGAGGAUCUUGCCAGUCAAAAUACUGAAGCGGACCGAGUCAAGUUUCAAAAAGAGUCGGAAAAGUGGACCCACGAACACAAUAAACUCAGUGCGCUGCAGGCCGGAGUGAUGGGAGAGAUGAAAUCGAAGGAUGCUCAGCUUCUGGAGCUGCUCCAAAAUUAUCAGACGGAGCUAUCUGAUGCACCUCACCAAUACAAAGAGGCACAUAUCAAAGUGGAGGCGACGAAGGCUGCCGUGGAAGAUCUGGGACGAUAUGGAGGAGCAUUGGACAAGGCGAUCAUGAAGUAUCAUAGUCUGAAGAUGGAAGAGAUCAACAGCAUCAUCGAAGAGUUGUGGCGGAAGACGUACAAGGGCACGGAUGUCGACACUCUCAUGAUUCGGGCAGACAAUGAGUCUGGACGAGGCAAUCGAUCCUACAACUAUCGGGUAGUAAUGGUCAAGAGAGGCGCGGAAAUGGACAUGCGCGGACGAUGCAGCGCAGGACAAAAGGUUCUGGCGAGCAUCAUUAUCCGGCUCGCACUGGCCGAAUGUUUCAGCGCCAAUUGUGGGUUGAUUGCAUUGGAUGAGCCUACAACAAACUUGGACCGUGAGAAUAUUGAAAGCCUGGCGCAUUCUCUACGCGACAUUAUCAAGUACCGGCGACAGCAAGCGAACUUCCAGCUCCUCAUCAUCACGCAUGACGAGGAUUUCCUGCGACAGAUGGACUGCGCAGAAUUUGCCGGGUAUUACUAUCGAAUCUCUCGAGACCAGAUGCAGAACUCGAUCAUUGAGCGACAGAAGAUUACCGACGUGCUCUGA
Capronia epimyces CBS 606.96 is the source of this 3918-nucleotide messenger RNA. Its product is annotated as DNA repair protein RAD50. Gene Ontology annotation, cellular component: Mre11 complex; condensed nuclear chromosome; nucleus. The transcript has a single exon. Bases 1 to 3918 code for a protein of 1305 amino acids. NCBI's taxonomy places the organism in Eukaryota, Fungi, Ascomycota, Eurotiomycetes, Chaetothyriales, Herpotrichiellaceae. Gene Ontology annotation, molecular function: ATP hydrolysis activity; single-stranded telomeric DNA binding; double-stranded telomeric DNA binding. The record is from RefSeq and is a predicted model, not a curated record. Gene Ontology annotation, biological process: chromosome organization involved in meiotic cell cycle; telomere maintenance via recombination; double-strand break repair.